AACAGCGUGUGAGACAAACCACAGCUGCAUACCUGGCUUUUGUCACAGGGGAAAGAACCGCCACACUUUUCCAGCCCGACUGAAGGUCGAGUCGAGAUAUAAAAGAAGGAGAGAAGCCCUCGCUCCUUUGCAGAAACCUUGUGACGCACUGCAGACAUGCUUAGACUUCUGGUGUUGACAGGUCUCGCAGCCCUGGUGCUGGCUGAACUGGAGCCCCAGCCCAGGUACCUGGAGGACAUUACUGAAAGAGUCGUGGGAGGUGAGGUGGCCAAACCCAACUCCUGGCCCUGGCAGGUCUCUCUUCAGGUCAAAGAUGGCAGCAACUUCAACCACGUAUGCGGAGGAACCCUGAUCGAGAGAGGCUGGGUUAUGACUGCUGCUCACUGUGUGGACAGCAAUAUGACGUGGCGCGUCAUUCUCGGUGAACAUGACCUCUACAACGACAGUGGCAGAGAGCAGACCAUGACUGUCAGCGCCGUUUACAUCCAUCCCAAAUGGGACCUCAACAGUGUGGGUAAUGGGUUCGACAUUGCCCUGCUGCGUUUGUCUUCCGAGGCCACCCUGGACUCCUACGUCCAGCUGGGCUCUCUGCCUCAAAGAGGACAGAUUCUGCCCCACAACAACCUCUGCAUCAUCACCGGAUGGGGACACACUUCCACCGGUGGCAGCCUGUCCGACUGGCUGAAGCAGGCCUACCUUCCUCUGGUCGAUCACAAGACCUGCAACAGACCUGACUGGUGGAACAGCUUCGUCAAAACCACCAUGGUGUGUGCCGGUGGUCGUUACGAUGGCGGAUGCAUUGGUGACUCUGGCGGCCCUCUGAACUGCAUUGUUAAUGGAAAAUACUACGUCCACGGUAUUACCAGCUUUGUGUCUGAUAAGGGAUGCAACGCGCACAAACAGCCCACCAUCUUCACCCGUGUCUCCGCCUACAUCCGCUGGAUGAACUCUAUCAUGAUGUAAACAGACCAUGUUGCGGCACAUGAAGACAGAGCACGCACAUGCUUUCAUCUACUGUGCUUCCUUCUGUCUCAUUCAACAAAAAAUAAACUUAAUUAAACUUU
Sebastes umbrosus (honeycomb rockfish) is the source of this 1064-nucleotide messenger RNA. RefSeq names its product elastase-1-like. Bases 157 to 963 code for a protein of 268 amino acids. Lineage: Eukaryota; Metazoa; Chordata; Actinopteri; Perciformes; Sebastidae. The record is from RefSeq and is a predicted model, not a curated record. Gene Ontology annotation, biological process: proteolysis. The transcript has 8 exons. Gene Ontology annotation, molecular function: serine-type endopeptidase activity.